AUGAAGGCCUCGUUCAUCGCAACUCUUGUUGGCGCCACCGCCGUGGCCGCCGCCGACUGCCCAGCCGCCGGCUCGACUGAUAGCCAGGGCCGCUAUAGCUGCAACCUGGCUCAUCAGUAUCCCAACGGCCAGACUUGCGCCGUCGUCGACGGGUGCCCCUUCCUCGUCGGCUCUGAUGGAAAGCCCGUGAACAACAGCCCAGCCCAGCCCAGCGAGACUGCUGCCGCCUGCCCUGCUGCCGGCUCGACUGAUAGCGAGGGCCGUUAUAGCUGCAACCCGGCUCACCAGUAUCCCAACGGCCAGACUUGCGAAAUCGACGACGGGUGCCCCUACCUCUUCGGCCCUGAUGGCAAGCCUGUCAACAACAGCCCUACCACUGCUGCCCAGCCUACCGAGACUGCUGCCGCCUGCCCUGCUCCCGGCUCGACUGAUAGCAAGGGACGGUAUAGCUGCAACCCGGCCCACCAGUAUCCCAACGGCCAGACCUGCGGCCAAGUCGACGGCUGCCUCUUCCUCCUCGGCCCCGAUGGAAAGCCCGUCAUCAACAGCCCUGCUAAGCCUAGCGAGACUGCUGCCGCUUGCCCUGCCCCGGGCUCAACCGACAGCCAGGGCCGGUAUAGCUGCAACCCUGCCCACCAGUACCCCAACGGCCAGAGCUGUGUUGCCAUCCAGGGCUGCUACUUCCUCUGCGGCUCCGACGGCAAGCCCGUUGAUAAUGCUCCUGCUCCCACCGAGACUGCCGCCGCCUGCCCUGCCCCCGGAUCGACAGACAGCCAGGGCCGAUAUAGCUGCAACCCUGCCCACCAGUACCCCAACGGCCAGAGCUGCGUUGCCAUCCAGGGCUGCUACUUCCUCUGCGGCUCCGACGGCAAGCCUGUCGACAACGGGCCUGCUCCCACCACCAGUGCCGUCCAGCCUCCCCAGCCCUCGGGUGCGGCCUGCCCUGCUCCCGGCUCGACUGAUAGCCAGGGCCGGUAUAGCUGCAACCCGGCUCAUCAGUAUCCCAGCGGGCAGACUUGCACCGUCGUUGAUGGCUGCUACGUCCUUACCUCUGGUGAUAAGCCUGUUAAUAACAACAACGGGACUACCCCUGCCCAGCCGCCUGUUACUGCUGGUGCCGCUUCUCUGCAGGCUGCUGGUGCCCUUGUCCUGGCUGCCUUUGGUCUCCUCUUGUAA
Messenger RNA from Metarhizium brunneum ARSEF 3297, 1176 nucleotides. It is a transcript of the gene VLP4, whose product is annotated as Vacuole-localized protein 4. Lineage: Eukaryota; Fungi; Ascomycota; Sordariomycetes; Hypocreales; Clavicipitaceae. The record is from RefSeq and is a predicted model, not a curated record.